AUGUCAGAAACCUGGAUCCAGUUUAUCUUGCAAAAGUUUCUCGUUCGUCGCUGUCUUGCGAUCCUUCAUGCCUGGUGCUUGGCAAUAAAUGAUUACAUAAUGCAAGAUGAAUAGAUGCAAAGACUGAACACGCGAUGGAAGUUUUGAAUGCUGAAGAGUUUAUUGUACAUGAUACUAGGAAAUACCUACCUAAACCUCUGUUCCUGAUGCGUCAAGGAAGCGUCUUGCACCAGUCAGAGUUUACAGAAAUGAAUAAAAAUGUUGCGGUCCGCAUCAGGCCCCUGAAGAGCAAGGAGAAGGCGAAGGGAUCUUUCCGAAUCACUCAGCCGAUUGACAACAAGAUGAUGACCCUGCAAGAACCGGACGCUGGCAAGAACGACCACCUACGACAGAACAGGAACAAAGAUAAGCAGUUCAUGUUCGACAGACUCUUCGGUGAAGAGUCCACUCAGAAGGAAGUAUACGAAGAGACGACGAAGCCCCUCGUCGAGGACGUCCUGAAGGGCUUCAACGCCACCGUCUUCGCCUACGGCGCCACGGGUGCCGGGAAGACCUUUACUAUGGUUGGCACCCCCGAACAACCUGGGAUUAUGGUCCGCGCCCUGAAUGACCUCUUCCAUACCAUGGAGACUAAUGAGGACAGACAAGUGAAGACGAAGAUCUCCAUGUCCUACCUGGAGAUAUACAACGAGAACAUCAAAGACCUCCUGGAACCCGGAGGUCACCUCGAACUGAGAGAAGACGCCAAGACCGGGGUCAUUCAAGUUGCUGGGCUCUCUGAAACCUCCACGACUUCCACCAAGGAGGUAAUGCGUCUCCUCACCAAAGGGAACAAGGAGAGAACCUGUGAGCCGACAGCCGCCAAUAAGACCUCCUCUCGUAGUCAUGCCCUGCUACAGGUGAAUGUGAGGCAGUCGUUGACCAAAGGAGACGGGGAGGAGGUCAAAAACGGUCGUCUCUUCAUGGUCGAUUUAGCUGGCUCCGAAAGAGCGAAGCAGACGCAGAAUAAAGGCAAACGCCUGCAAGAAGGUGCCCACAUCAAUAGGUCGCUCUUGGCUCUCGGUAACUGCAUCAAUGCCCUAGCUGAGGGCAGGGCAAAAUACGUCAAUUACAGAGACUCCAAAUUAACCAGGCUACUAAAAGACGCUCUCUCCGGGAACUGCCGAACUGUGAUGAUAGCCCACGUGUCCCCCUGUCACAACCACAGGGAGGAGACCCGAAACACGCUCGUGUAUGCAGACAGGGCCAAAAAUAUCUCCAAAAAUGUGCGGAAAAACGUCCUGGACGUCUCGUACCACGUCUCGCAGUACCAGACGAUCAUCGCCGAGUUGAAGGACGAGAUAGACAGGCUGAAGGGGAAGAUCGAGACCGGUGCGGUGGCGGCGGAGGACGACGACGACGAGGACGACGGGACGAAGGAAGAAGAGCGUCAGGCUAAUAACGAGAGACUUCGGAAACUGAAGUCGGAUCUCAUCGACCACUUCAGGGAGCAGAUGAACUUGAGGAACAAACUGAUGGACAUCGACAGCAACAUCCUGGCCCUGUCGAUGGAGUUCGAGAGGCAGAACCUGGUGGUCACCGAGUGGGAGACGGAGAAGGCCCGUCGGAUCAAACGCAAAUCGGAGCAGGAGAAAGGACCCCAGGGCGAGCAGAUCAUCGACAUGGAUCCUGAGAAGGAAAAGGAGGAGGAGAGCGAAGACGAGGAGCCCGAAGAGGUCACGCAGGCGUGGGAAGACCUCAUGUACCUGCAGAAGGAACAGCAGAGAUACACUGACAUGAGGGACAAGGUCGAGCAGGAGCUGCUGGAGGUGAAGGAGAAAGCUCAAGACAUGGAAGAGCUGUUGUCCAAUCGCAAAAGGUGCCGGAAGCGACUGAGGCGAUGCCGCAGGGUCGUGCGAAGGUGCAAGGAGGCCUUGCCAGCGACAAUCACCACCGAUGAGCAGAAAGAACUUCUGGCCCUGUUGUGCAAGGUGCACGAGCUAGAGAUCCAGAAGGUGGAGAUGCAGAGCGAAGCCCUCCUGAAGGAGCACGAGCUGAGGCGCCGAGACCUCCUCCUCCUCCGGUACGACAGACAGAGGAACCUCUCCGACGAAAUCAUCACCAGGCAGCGGCAGAUGAUCGAAGCUAUGCAAGGAGGCUCAGUAGGUAAGCCAACACGAAAGUCUUUGUUUGGGUGA
Macrobrachium nipponense is the source of this 2177-nucleotide messenger RNA. RefSeq names its product kinesin-like protein KIF19. Gene Ontology annotation, molecular function: ATP binding; microtubule motor activity; microtubule binding. The record is from RefSeq and is a predicted model, not a curated record. The transcript has 16 exons. Bases 135 to 2177 code for a protein of 680 amino acids. Lineage: Eukaryota; Metazoa; Arthropoda; Malacostraca; Decapoda; Palaemonidae. Gene Ontology annotation, biological process: microtubule-based movement.